AUCUCUGUUUUUCUUAGUCCAAGGUUGUUUUCGUCCUGAUGAACUCACCCGCCCCCCGUCCCUCCCCUGCUGAGAAUCGUAGUUGUGAAUGUGACUGGGCCAGUUUGUGUCGUUAAUAUCGCCGAGGUUAGGGUCGGGGUGGGGAAACACACACACGGGUCUUUUUCGCAGUUUGCACCGCAGAGAACCAUGGCUUCUGCCGCGUUACUGGGAGAGCCGGGCCGGCCUCAUCAUCGCCCUUUCCUGAUCGGCGUGAGCGGCGGAACUGCCAGUGGCAAGUCGACAGUAUGUGCGAAGAUCAUGGAGCUCCUUGGCCAGAACGAGGUGGACCAUCACCAGCGCAAAGUGGUCAUCGUGAGCCAGGACCGCUUCUACAGGGUGCUGACCAUCGAGCAGAAAGCCAAGGCACUCAGGGGCCAGUACAACUUUGACCACCCAGAUGCUUUUGAUAAUGAGCUGAUGUAUAAAACGCUGAAAGAUAUCGUGGAGGGAAAGACAGUCGAGGUGCCCACGUACGAUUGUGUAACCCAUUCCAGGCUGCAGGAGACGAUGACGGUGUACCCAGCUGACGUGGUCCUGUUCGAAGGGAUCCUGGUGUUCUACUCUCAGGAAAUCAGGGAUAUGUUUCACCUGAAGCUCUUUGUGGACACAGACUCCGACGUGAGGCUGUCCCGCAGAGUUCUGCGAGACAUGAAGAGAGGGAGGGACUUGGAGCAGAUCCUGACUCAGUACACCACCUUCGUGAAACCAGCAUUCGAAGAGUUCUGCUUGCUGACUAAGAAAUAUGCAGACGUGAUCAUACCUCGAGGUGUGGAUAACAUGGUUGCCAUCAACCUAAUUGUCCAGCACAUCCAGGACAUCCUCAAUGGAGACAUCUGCAAAUGGCAGCGAGGAGCGGUGAAUGGCCGUGGGUUGAAGAGGGCUCUGUCGGAACAAGGAGGCGUGGCUAACGGGAUUCCAAACCCACCGGGCAAGCGGGUUCUAUUGGAGCCCAGCAGCCGACCCCAUUGAGAGACGCACAGACGCUCCAUCCCCCGGGGAUGAGCUGGGGUGCUGCUUACCCCACAGCACAGGGACGCUCUGUGAGAAAACAAGGCAACUGCAUUGGCCUACUCUCUCUCUCUCAAUCUCGCUGGACAAGCUCAAAUAGAGACGAUAAAAACUAAGAACCAGCAACGAUGAAUAAGGGAUUGUUUCAAAAUCAGGUAGAGGAGAGGCUUGUACAGAACUUAAAACCCCUGGAGUGAAAAUCAUCCUACAGAUCACUUUGUCGAAGUCCUUGUCGCAUGCACGCCAUGGUCACAUUAUAAGAGAGAGGUAUUAAUUAUAAACACACAUGUAAGAUGAAUGACGUUUCUAUGUUGUAAUGAGAGUGCACUUGCUUGCUGUGAACCACGUGUGAGGAAGUGUUACUACUUCUGCUGCAGUAUUCUUUUGUUUAUUCAUGUCUUACAAUACUUCAAAUCUUUGAAAUAGGAAGCUGAUUUUAGGCAUUGUACUUCACCUGUUUACUGUUGAAAUGAAUGCAGGUGCAUCAGUAUUACUUCAGUUUAGUUUUUUUUUUUAAAUUGUAUGUAGGGCAUGCCUUUAGUCUUGGCACCCGAAAUUGUUUGCAAGUCUCCCAGUCCUGAAUAGUAUGUUCAAGUCUCAUUUUAUAGAAUAACUGUUUGCACUUUGAUAGGUAGCUGCUUGUUAAUAUCUUUCUUACUCAAAAUAAGAACAUUAAUUAAAACUGUUGGGGCAUUUUUCUUAGCCCGCAGCUA
Messenger RNA from Acipenser ruthenus (sterlet), 1763 nucleotides. Its product is annotated as uridine-cytidine kinase 1-like. Bases 190 to 1011 code for a protein of 273 amino acids. Gene Ontology annotation, cellular component: cytoplasm; cytosol. Gene Ontology annotation, molecular function: kinase activity; ATP binding. The transcript has 7 exons. Lineage: Eukaryota; Metazoa; Chordata; Actinopteri; Acipenseriformes; Acipenseridae. The record is from RefSeq and is a predicted model, not a curated record.